Messenger RNA from Panicum hallii, 1949 nucleotides. RefSeq lists its product as uncharacterized. The transcript has 15 exons. Bases 516 to 1721 code for a protein of 401 amino acids. The record is from RefSeq and is a predicted model, not a curated record. NCBI's taxonomy places the organism in Eukaryota, Viridiplantae, Streptophyta, Magnoliopsida, Poales, Poaceae.
AGAGACGGGCGGUGUCCGCGCUCUCCCUGUCGUCCCCAACUUUCCCUUGGGUUUGGUUGCCUCCCUCCUCCUCCGCUCCGCCUUGAUCGAUCGGAUUGCGCUCCUCCGUUCCAUCGCAACUGACAUUGCCGCGGCGCGCACGACUUCCACCCUGUCCACCGUCCGCCUCACGCAUAUAUACGCGCGCGCCUGCCUGCCUCCCUCCCCCGCACGCCUCGGCCCGCCCACGCGCUCCGCUCCUCGCCCCUUCCACGCCGACGCCGCCGCGGCCGUGCCCACGGCCGGUGGCUGAUCGGCCGGAAUUCGGCCGGGGGGUGCAGCGCCCGCUUCCCUCGAUCGGAAGCCCGGCGCCGCGGGAUUCAGCUCCGUCCGGCGGCCAGGCAGCUCGCGGAGGCCAGGUCAGGCUUCCCUUUUUGAUUCCACAAAGCUGCCUCCAUUAUGAUCUCGCCAUAUGAUGCUUAACAUUUGUCAGUUUCAACUGUCUUGCUCCUCUAGCUGCAUCAUUGUACUAGAGCAUGGCGAAACUCGCAACUUUCGGCCGUAGUGUCCUUAGGUUUCCAAAUGAAAGCAUGAGGCUUGUUAUGGUAACGAUUAUUGGAGCGGUCCUUGGCUUUUUCAUUGGAAUUUCAUUCCCAUCUGUCAGCAUAACAAAGCUUCACUUCCCAGCUAGCUUUGUUUCAUACAUUGAAGACAAAAACUCUGGGCUGACUACCCAAGCUAUACUCAAUCAUGCUUGGACUUCUGCCAGAAAUGCAAGGGGAAACGGUACCGGACCAAGUUCAAACAGUACUUUAAAGAUUUAUGUCCCAACAAAUCCCAAGGGUGCAGAGAGGCUAGCACCAGGUAUCGUUGUGCCAGAGUCUGACUUCCAUCUACGCAGGUUAUGGGGAGAGCCAAGUGAGGACCUGCCCUUCAAACCAAAGUACCUUGUUACCUUUACUGUUGGGAUAGCACAGAAGGAAAAUAUAAACAGAGCAGUGAAGAAGUUCUCUGAGAAUUUUGCCAUUCUGUUAUUCCACUAUGAUGGUCGGGUGACCGAGUGGGAUGAAUUUGAGUGGUCAAAGCGAGCUAUCCAUAUAAGUGUCAGGAAACAAACUAAAUGGUGGUAUGCCAAGAGAUUCCUGCAUCCUGAUAUUGUGUCAGCUUACGAGUACAUAUUCAUCUGGGAUGAGGACCUUGGGGUGGAGCAUUUUAAUGCAGAGGAGUACAUCAAGCUUGUUGAGAAGCAUAAUCUGGAGAUCUCUCAACCUGGAUUAGAGCCUGAUCGGGGAUUAACAUGGCAGAUGACAAAAAGAAGAGGUGACCGUGAGGUUCACAAGGAUACAGAGGAGAGACCGGGCUGGUGCUCUGACCCUCAUCUUCCACCUUGUGCUGCGUUUGUUGAGAUAAUGGCUCCUGUCUUUUCUAGAGAUGCAUGGAGAUGUGUGUGGCAUAUGAUUCAGAAUGACUUGAUUCACGGUUGGGGCCUGGAUUUUGCUCUCAGGAAAUGUGUGGAGCCUGCUCAUGAAAAGAUUGGAGUUGUCGAUUCACAGUGGAUAGUUCACCAAGUGGUUCCUUCUCUCGGGAACCAGGGGCAGUCAGAAAACGGAAAAGCGCCAUGGGAAGGGGUGAGGGCGCGGUGCAGGAAGGAAUGGGGCAUGUUCCAGACGAGGAUGGCGGAGGCGGAGAAGGCGUAUUACAAGAUGAUGGGUAUCACCCCUCCAAACUCCACGCUCGCCUAGCUCUUGAUAUGAUGCUACAGAAACAAUGGUGGCGGCGGCGGCGGCGGGUGGGCUGAUGAUAUGCUAGUACCACUUUGAUAUAGAGAGGUAGAGACGGUGAGUGCGUGUAGCUGCUGAUGCGAGGUCCUUCUGUAAGUAAACGUGUGGCGAAUUCGUGAUGGAAUGGGAGCUUGUACACGAGGGAUGUUAUCUGAUCUAUACAUAUAUACCAACCGAUUGUUCUGCUCA